AUGUUGAAGGUUCUCCAGGAUCAGAGGGGGGCUCAGCAGCCUCAGAUGGAGGGUUUAAAGCAGGAGGUGAGCCGGCUGAAGGAGUGGGCGUCUGGUUUGACUGGGAAACGGUCACAGCUGGAGGGCAGCUUGACUUCACUGAGGAAUGCUGUGGGGCAAAUCGAAGAGCGUACCUCGGCCAUCACUAAGGACAUUGCUAAUAAGGUGUCCUCGGUGAGGACAGAUGUGCGCCGGAUGGACGGACUGCAGUCUGAGAUGGACUCUCUGCUGACUCGGGUGGGAGAGCUGGAAGAGAAGACCGCUCAGGUGGAGCACAGCAUGGUGAGACGCAUCGGAGACGUGCUGGCCAGCAGCAUCGACCGAAUCUCCAAUCUCCGCGCUGCCUCUGAACGCAACGCUCGGGCCAUAGAUCAGCUUCGCAGGAGUCUCCCUGAACUCGCUGCGGCAGACGAGCAGAUCUCGGAGCGGCUGAGAGAGAUGGAGAGCGGCCGGGCUCGUCUCAUCAGAACCGUUACGUUUGCUGCUGACCUUAAACCCAAAGUGGCGUCUAUUAAGAGAGACUUUGGGGCGUUUGAGCCUCAGUUGUCCGACUUGACUCUUCGAAUAGGUCGGUUAGCAGAAGAUCUCACCAAGAGAAAGCAGGAGCUCGCGGAGCUUCGACAGACUUUAUCAAAUCUCACCGCGGUCGAGGGAGAUUUAAGCGUCACGGCUAAACACGUCAGUGAAAUAUCCGAUUUAUCUGCUAUUGGAGACACACGCACGCCAACGUGAAAACGUUUUAGACUUGUCCAGCUCGUCAGUUCACCCGACAAACUAUUAAAAAAUGUUCAGUAAUA
Nematolebias whitei (Rio pearlfish) is the source of this 836-nucleotide messenger RNA. Its product is annotated as inhibitor of nuclear factor kappa-B kinase-interacting protein. Bases 1 to 771 code for a protein of 256 amino acids. The record is from RefSeq and is a predicted model, not a curated record. Lineage: Eukaryota; Metazoa; Chordata; Actinopteri; Cyprinodontiformes; Rivulidae. The transcript is spliced from 2 exons.